CAGUAGGGUUUUAGCUUAACCGUCCAGGUCCAACCCCCAUGGAAAUCUUCCCCACCCCGUCCGGCGCCGGCGGUGCCGCCGCCGCCGCUUCCUCUUCUUCCUCUUCCUCCUCGACGCCCUCCCCUUCCACCAAGCGCCCGACCACCACGCUCCGUCUGCUCUGCCCCUCCGGCCGCGCCGCCGCGCUCCGCCCCUCUCGGGACCUCCACGUGGACCAGCCCCCCGUGGGGGACGAGGCCGUGCUCACCAUCUCCGGGCCGGACGCCCCCGCCGCGGCGGUGAGGGCGUGGGAGCGCGUGGUGGUCCACAGGGUCGGGGGCGACGAGGCGGGGGAGGGGGAGGAUGAGCGGGAGGUGUCGGGUGCCGUGGGCUGCCGGAUGCUGGCGGCCGGCGGGCAGGUGGGUUGCGUGCUGGGGAAGGGCGGGAAGACGGUGGAGCGGAUGAGGCAGGAGAGCGGUGCCCAAAUCAGGGUGUUCCGGAACAGGGAGCAGCUGCCCCCCUGCGCUGCGCCGGGGGACGAGCUCAUCCAUAUAAGUGGGAGUUUUUCUCAAGUACGGAAAGCACUGUUAGCAGUUUCAACCUGCCUCCAAGAUAAUCCUAGGCCAGACACAAGCAAUAUUCCAAUGGGAAGAUCAUUUGGGCCUCCAGGUGGUGGAACUGGUUGUCCCCCUGGCAUCGAUCCUCACUCUCAAAGAAACUAUUUACCACCACACAUGCCUGAUUACCACACAAGGAAUUAUUCAAGUAAUGCUGGUGCCCCUGGUCCUAGAUUCUUUUUUGAACAAGAGAUAGUGUUCAGAAUGAUAAUUCUCAAUGACAUGGUGGGCAGCAUAAUUGGAAAAGGUGGUUCCACUAUCCGUGCAUUACAAAGUGAAACUGGUGCUUCUAUUAAGAUUAUAGAGCCUAUUGCUGAUUCAGAUGAGUGUAUUGUUGCGAUAUCUGCACGUGAGAAUUCUGACAUGAUGCAUUCUCCAGCUCAGGACGCAGUGCUCCGGGUGCACUCUAGGAUCUCAGAGGUAUCUAUGGAUAGAAGUUCUGCAGCUACUGCAAGGCUUCUAGUUCCAUCACAGCAUAUCGGCUGCCUGCUAGGCAAAGGUGGAUCAAUUAUUGCAGAGAUGAGAAAGAUAACAGGAGCUAGCAUCCGAAUUUUUGGGAAUGAACAAAUUCCGAGAUGUGCACAACGAAAUGAUGAGAUGGUUCAGGUCAUUGGUAGCUUCCAAUCCAUUCAGGAUGCAUUGAUUCAUAUCACUGGAAGGAUUAGGGACAUCAUCAUUCCCAAGCCACAUGGCCCACACCCCAGUGGAGGCAUGCCUCCAUAUCCACCUGUUGGAAACAUCCCUCUUCACCAACCCAGACAAGAACCACCUCCGCCACAUACUAGUGGGGGCAUGCCUCCAUAUCCUAUGCAUUCUUUCAGAGCUGAUGCUCCUAUGGUUCCCUUUGAAACGGGUGAUCAUCGGCCACCUCCCUCACAUUCAAUGGAACAUAUGGCUGCUGAUAGGAUGGCAUACUCGCAUGGUUGUGAACAAGGAGGUCCUCGGCCUUUUCUAGAACAGCCAUCACCAAGAACCUGGGCUCCUGAGGCACCAAAGUCAAACAGUGAAGCUCCAAGAAACAUGCCUGAUGUGGUACCAAUCACAGAUUUCAGAAAGGGAGCAGUAACAGGUGAAAACCAAGUGGCUACACCAACAAGUACAACAACUGAAGUUGUUAUUCCUUGCAAGUAUAUAAGCUUUGUUUGUGGAACCAAUGGCAGUGAUCUUGCUGAGAUAAAAAAGAUGUCAGGUGCUUCAAUUACAGUCCAUGAUCCGAAACCUGGCGAUACAAACUCAAUGGUUGUUAUAUGUGGGGACCCUGAACAAACUAAGAUGGCACAGAGCCUGAUUCACGCGUUCAUCUUCUGCGGUCUGUAUCAAACCUGAUUUGUGGUGAUUAUACACCAUCAUGAUUCUUGAUUCCCAUGAGAAAUGGAGAAUUUGUCUCCUGACAGGAUGUACGUGUACCAUUGCAGCCGGGAUGGCUGCGGGUACAGCUGAUGCAUGCGUUGCAGAAACAACACCAGUGUACAUUGUUGUAGUCUUGUGGUUUUGGUAAAUUAGGCAAAUUAUCUUUUACUAGUACAAAGAUUUGUCAUGGCCUCAUGGUCAUUCAUCAUCUCUUCCCUGGAAGUUGCGUUGUAUGAUUGAGACGCAAUUUCCAGGCAAUGCCAUCGGUGGACUGUGGUCACAGUUACAGCUGCA
This is a messenger RNA of Phragmites australis (common reed), 2240 nucleotides long. RefSeq names its product KH domain-containing protein HEN4-like. Gene Ontology annotation, cellular component: cytoplasm; nucleus. Gene Ontology annotation, biological process: regulation of gene expression. Lineage: Eukaryota; Viridiplantae; Streptophyta; Magnoliopsida; Poales; Poaceae. The coding region runs from base 39 to 1922 and encodes 627 amino acids. The transcript is spliced from 7 exons. Gene Ontology annotation, molecular function: mRNA binding. The record is from RefSeq and is a predicted model, not a curated record.